CGAGGUUUUAGAACCACAACAUGUAAGCAAGAUGUUGAUGAAACAUAACAUGGCCUUAAAAGGCAAAUAACUGACAAGGUCAUCAUGGCCUUAAGCACAGUAUUUUUUAAUAUAGUGCCUACAUUUUAUGAAGUGACUCAUGGUCAGAGAGAGAAGUCCAGAGACUGGAGCAAUGACACUCUCUAAGUAAUUCCACGACUGGCAGCUGUGGUGAGCAGGUCCAUGGCGAUAUGAUCUCCAAAGUGUCAUGUCUGUAUCUCCUCACGGUGCUGUGCUGGGCCAGCGCUCUGUGGUACCUCAGCGGCACCCGGCCCUCCACCUCCUACAUCGGCCACAUGUCUGUCCCUGUUCGCAGGCAGCCUCCAAGAUUGUCGAAAAAUGUCACGUUCAGCAACAUCCGGACACGCAUGCUGAAUCCACACGCAUUCCAGUUCUUAAUCAAUGAGCCGAAGAAAUGCGAAGGCAACCCACCCUUUCUGCUCAUCCUCAUCAGCACCAACCACAAGGAGUUCGACGCCAGGCAGGCCAUACGUGAGACAUGGGGAGACGAGAGCACAUACAGUGAGGCUCGCAUCAUCACGCUCUUUCUGCUCGGUCAUAACCCUGAGCCGGUCCUCAAUCAGAUGGUGGAGCAGGAGAGCCAGAUCUUCCAUGACAUCAUCGUCGAGGACUUUGAGGAUUCUUACCAAAACCUUACACUGAAGACGCUGAUGGGAAUGCGCUGGGUGGCCUCGUACUGCCCUGACGCCAAGUACGUCAUGAAGACUGACAGCGACAUAUUUGUCAACAUGGACAACCUUGUGUUGAACCUGCUAAGACCCAACUCGCAGCCCAGGCAACGGUUCUUCACGGGCCAUGUUAUAAACGGAGGGCCUAUCCGAGACACUCGCAGUAAGUGGUAUAUGUCCAGAGAUUUGUACCCUGAGAACAAGUACCCCCCUUUCUGUUCCGGGACAGGGUAUGUGUUCUCUGGUGACAUGGCAGAGUUGAUCUAUAAGACUUCCCUCCAUACGCACCUCAUUCACUUGGAGGACGUGUACGUUGGGAUGUGUCUGCGUAAGCUUGGGGUGCACCCUAUCCAGAACAGUGGCUUUAACCACUGGAAGAUGAGCUACAGCCUCUGCCGCUACCGCAGAGUCGUGACCGUGCACCAGAUCUCACCAGAGGAAAUGCACAGGAUUUGGAAUGACAUGUCUAGUAAGAAACAUCUCAAGUGCUAACAUCUUUUACAUCACCAUCUAUAAUCUGGGAGGAGGUUCUACUAGUGUUUCAGUUCUACAGGAACCAACUGUGGGUCUGAAUCUUGUACUUUAUCAAGGUGGAGCAUUGGUGGUUUAGGGGUUAUGCCUCUAAGUUAGUAAUCCCAGGAUUUCCAGAAAACUAUGAUUGGAGCCUCGAGCAAGGCUCUUAACCCAGCUUGGAAUAGAUAGACAAAAUCUCUGCCAUGGACUGAAUAGAAAAUCUUUUCACUACAGCUGUACUUUUACCUGGUCUUGGUGUUUUUCUCUGGCUGAAAGUACUGAAAAGAUAAGUAUUGUUGCACCAGGCACAGAUCAAUGCACACUAUCACCGUUAUCUUACAAUGUACAACUUUGCUAAUCUGCGACUGUGCAAAUAAAUAUACACCAGCAAGGAUGGGAACAUAGGGGAUACUGUGUUAGAGCUUAAUACCAGCUCUGUCAGAUUAACUGCAUUAACAACAUUUUUCUUUAUACCUAGAUGCACUGAGAUGUAAUCGCUUUUUAGAUGUCCCACAGAGACACGUUUAAGCAUCUUUCAGCGGCCCGUUGAACGGAAAGAGCACAAUGCACAGCAAGAGUAAGCAGAAUCUAAACAAUAGCAGGGGUGGACAAAUAAUAAAUGAAUAAAUUGCUUGGCUUAGCCGAGCCACAUCAUGCUCCCCAGUCCUACGUUCAGUUGCCUGGAAACUUAACUGACUAGCAUAACAAAAGUCAUAGCAUACUAUAAUAACAUAUUGGCAAUCUAAUUUGCUAGUUAAGUGCAUUAAUACAGACAAGAGUAUAUGGUUAUUAUCCUCUUCUAACAAUUUGCAAUGUAGCUCAUGAUCUUUGAAUUUCUGCAGGUGUGGAAUGGCCAGAUCCCAUUGCAAAUAAUACUUCAGGUGGUAUUCCUUUAUUGCACACUGAUGGGUUUUGUUGUGAUUUGAUUAUGGGUAAAACAAGCUUUUAAUCGCAUUGUGUGAGAUAGAAUUUGUGAGAUAAAAAGUCGCAGUUGUGAAAUAUUAACUGGCAAUGGCAAGAGGUAAAGUCACAACUGGUUUGGUAUUAACCUGCAGUCGUGAUUAAAAAGGCUGUUGUGUGAAAAUAGCUCACAAUUGCAAGAUUAAAAGUCACAGUUGCAAGAUAAAUCUAUACAAUAUUUCCAUAUACAUUGCGGAAACAAGCUUCCAUAGUUAAAUGGCGGAUUUGCAUUGGAAUAUUUUCUUUGUUUCCUGAUUCUGAAAAGAGUUGUUUGU
Messenger RNA from Ictalurus furcatus (blue catfish), 2476 nucleotides. It is a transcript of the gene b3galt1a, whose product is annotated as UDP-Gal:betaGlcNAc beta 1,3-galactosyltransferase, polypeptide 1a. Gene Ontology annotation, cellular component: membrane. Bases 231 to 1220 code for a protein of 329 amino acids. Lineage: Eukaryota; Metazoa; Chordata; Actinopteri; Siluriformes; Ictaluridae. Gene Ontology annotation, molecular function: N-acetyl-beta-D-glucosaminide beta-(1,3)-galactosyltransferase activity. The record is from RefSeq and is a predicted model, not a curated record. The transcript has 2 exons.